AUGCAGGAAGUUAACAACUGUUUCGUGAAAAAUGUCGCUGAUUCGAAUACUCAAAUUACAGUCGAGGAGAUCGCUAACCGUCUCUUAAAAAAUAAUUUCAUAUUAACGGCUUUAGAGCUACAUAUGGAAUUAUUGGAAGCUGGCAGAGAACUUUCCAUUCUUAGAGACUAUUUUUCUAACCCAGCCAACUUUGAACAAAGCAAAAUUGAAACCUCUCAUUCUUAUCAAUCUUCCAAGUUAACAAGAACAUCAAGCAUUCAAACAUUUGAUUCUUUAGAUUUUGCUAGGUAUUCUGAUGAUGGUGAUAAGUUUGACAGUGACAAGGUAGCAGUGUUAGAAUUUGAACUAAGAAAAGCCCACGAAAAAAUUAAUUUAUUAAGAUCGUCAAUAACAAAAUCAGUUGACAAUUCAGAUCCUAUCUCAAAGAUAAAUCCAAAGAACGUCAACAUCAUUGAACUAGAAUCAUUUGAAAAAAGAACACUCAAUUUUUUGAUAAAUGAAUAUCUUUUACAAAACAAUUACAAAUUAACUUCUGUAACAUUUUCAGAAGAAAAUGACAAUCAAGAUUUUGAUGAUUGGGAUGAUGUUGGCAUUAACAUAUGUAAGCCAUCUAAUCUAAUUUGCCUUUAUCGUGAUUACAGGCAACACAAAUAUCCAAAAAAAGAAAUGCAUGACUUUCAAUGUAUGACGCACAUUCAAGCAGAUGAAAGCUUACAGAAUAAUUCGGACUUCAUCAAAUGCAAGGAGUACAUUGAAAUAUUGAAAACAAAAAUUAAUGAAUUAGAAACUGUUACUGAAAAGUUGGUUGAAGAAAAUUGUAUACUAAAAAAUGAAAUUACAAAUUUAAAACUAGAUGAAUCCCGCAACGUGACACUUGCUGUCAGUGAAGCCAGCAGUAUAUUAGAAAGACCAAAUAGCCUUCAGAAUGAUUCAGUCAAAUAUGAACAUCACCAAUUAAAACAAAUCAGCAAAUUCCAAAUGAAUUUGAUCAAGUUAAUUGACCAAAAAAAAACAGUUUUCAACUAUAUUACUGAUGUCAAAUUUAUAAAACUCAUAGAAAUUAUCGAUAUUUUGGCCUUCAAUUUGCCAAAUAUAAUAUCUAAUACUAUACUCUCAAAACGUGAUGAAUUAAUUCCUAUUUUGACUUACACAAUGACAUUGCAUUCUGAUCCACAUGUUAGAGAUAAACUUUUAUGUCAGUUUUUUAACUUAAUUAAGAAACCUAAUCAAGAGCAAAGACUUAUGCUUACAAAUGGUUGUUUAACUUAUUCCAAUUAUGUAGGUCCUAUCAGAACAGAAGCUGAGCUUCUACCAUUUUGUUGGGAACAGAUUGCUCAUAAGUAUAGAGAACAUAGGUUGUUGAUUGCUGAAAUAUCAGGUUAUCUGAGCCCGUAUGUUAUCAAUGAUACUAGAAGUUCAUUGCUUUUUUCAAUGGUCAAGCAGAUGUCAGAAGAUAAUGAUGAAGAUGUGAGAGAAGCUGUUGUUCAAAGUCUGGCAAUUUUAAUUUCAAACUUUGAAAAUGACAAUAAAUAUAAAGAAGUGGUUAAAAUGUUAACUAAAUUCUUCAGUGACAAAUCUGAUAAAGUUCUGUGUGCAACUCGAACUUUGCUUUUACCUUCACUUGCUAAAUGGUCUUUGGAUUUGAAAAUCCUAGAAGAAUUUUUUAAAAUGUCUAUUUUAGAAAAUAUCACUAAUUGCAUAUAUACCGUAUCACCAACCUCAAGCGUUGUGAAGGAUCAGAAAUUAUUUAACGACUACAUUUUGAACCUGCACCAGAUGUUACCUUAUUUGCUAUGUCAUCUUGUUCAAACAUGUGAACAGUUUUUAUCUGAGAAAGAAUUUAAUGCGAAAUUAGAUGAUAUGUCAACCAAGCAAGUUUCUAAAUCUGAAGUUAAUUAUACUGAUAUUGUCGACACAUUAUCUGUAAUUCUUGACAAAGAGCCACAAGAAGUCAAAAUAAUGUUGAAGUCUUUUUAUGGUUAUGUGGAUCAAGAAUGGUUUGAAAUGUGGGAUGCGUGUGAUUGGGUAAUAAAUGACUUCAUCAUCGACUUUGUAGAUAUUUCAAGUAGAUUGGAAAUAUCACAUCCAGCUUUACAUUCCAUGGUCAGUUUUUUUAGGCAACUUACACAAAUGUUUGGAGCCAAUUUCAGUUAUGUGACACUUGUAAAAAAAUUCGAAAAGUAUUUUGUAAUUCCUUUAGAUGAAAUUCAUUUAGACAAAUCACUUGCAAAUUCUCAGUCUCCCUUAAAUAAAUCGUUGGUACCUAUAUACUUGGCUGGAAUUUAUCCAGCGCUUAAAAAUAGUUGUGCUGAAUUGCCCGAUUUUAAUCAAAAAUUACAAGAUUUGAUGGUAGCACUGUCAGUUCAUCAAUCAUCACUUGCCUCACUUCAAUCAACAUUUGAAGAGUUAUGUUCUCAAUUGCACUCACAUGAUGUAUUAGAAUUAACAAAUUACCACAAUAUUUUGAUAAAACUUUUAUGGGAAGUCGGAGUGCUAAAUGUUAAUGUAUUAGUAAGGGUGUCUACUGCAAAACUAUUUGAAUGUUUUAUUACAUCUUGCUCGUUGUCAGAAACUAUGUUAAGUAGUAAAGUCAUUCCAGCUCUUGUUACAUUAGCUAGUGAUGCUAAUGACACUGUCAAAGCUGCGACUGUAUCAUCAUUUGGGGCUAUAAUUGAAUACGUCUUUUCACAAAUGGAUGUUAAUUCUGCAUCAUCAGCAGCAAUUUUGGAAAAAGUUAAAUUGCAACUUCAAGCGUUCAUGUCAGAAUCGUCAUUUACAAUGAAAACGGGUGAGCUAAUUUUAGACAACCAAAACUUCAUUGAAAAAAAUCUUAUAAUCAUUGAAGUAAUAAAAACUCUAGGUAGAUUAGGUCCUAAAGUGGAAUCAAAAUUUCGAGACGAGUUUAUUCUUCCAAGAUUAACAGCUUUGGCAGUCCGAAGCCAACUUUCGUUAAAUAUAAAACAUUCGCUCAAACACGAGUUGACUACAAAAUUAUUAGAAGCUUUUAUUAACUGUUCAUGCUGUUUUGUUUGUCAUCAAGUUUCACAAGAAGUUGUUUUGCCAGGGCUAAGAUGUUUGCAUCAUGACAUUCAAGCAAUAUCUCCAGACAGAGCCAAUAUUGUCAUGUCGAUGAUCAAAGAGCUUGAAGAUAAAGCAGAAGAAACAAAUGCCUAUACACAAAAGGUAAUAUCUGCAGAAAAGUCAUGUGACACAUCUUCCAAAACAUACAACCAGUUAGAAACAACAAAAAUGAACUUCAUGACAAGAUUCAAAGAUGUGAAAGACAAAGCCUCUCACUCUAGCUUCAGUAAAGUGUUUCAAAACUCAAAAAAUUAA
Messenger RNA from Helobdella robusta, 3336 nucleotides. RefSeq lists its product as hypothetical. Gene Ontology annotation, cellular component: recycling endosome; trans-Golgi network. NCBI's taxonomy places the organism in Eukaryota, Metazoa, Annelida, Clitellata, Rhynchobdellida, Glossiphoniidae. Gene Ontology annotation, biological process: intracellular cholesterol transport. The record is from RefSeq and is a predicted model, not a curated record. Gene Ontology annotation, molecular function: protein binding. The coding region runs from base 1 to 3336 and encodes 1111 amino acids. The transcript has a single exon.